This is a messenger RNA of Porites evermanni, 462 nucleotides long. NCBI's taxonomy places the organism in Eukaryota, Metazoa, Cnidaria, Anthozoa, Scleractinia, Poritidae. The record is from the annotation of a GenBank genome assembly.
AAGUUUCAUUUGUUGCCUAAGAUACACAAACCUGGCAACUCUGGACGACCAAUUGUCUCCGCUUGCUCAUGUCCUACAGAGAAUUUAGCUUUGUAUCUCGACAAGGUAACAGCUCCCUUCGUACGCGGCUUGGAGAGUUACGUGAAAGACACCACCCAUAUUCUGAACAUACUAGACUCUUUUCGUUUCAUCAACGACGGGGGGCAGAGUUUGGUGUUCACAAUGGACAUCAAAUCACUGUAUACAGUCAUCCCAAAUGAUGAAGGUCUAGUGUCGCUAAAAUAUUUCCUAGACAAGAGGGAGGUCAAAGACCCACCAACUGAUACCCUUGUUCGCAUGGCGGAAUUGCUGCUGACCCUCAACACCUUUGAGUUCAACGGCGAUUAUUACAAGCAAGUAGGCGGCGUGGCAAUGGGUAGCAGAUUAGGGCCAAACUACUCAUGCCUCUUCGUUGGCUAUGUC